Messenger RNA from Nothobranchius furzeri (turquoise killifish), 3291 nucleotides. RefSeq names its product protein phosphatase 1, regulatory (inhibitor) subunit 14Bb (gene ppp1r14bb). Gene Ontology annotation, cellular component: cytoplasm. Gene Ontology annotation, molecular function: protein serine/threonine phosphatase inhibitor activity. Lineage: Eukaryota; Metazoa; Chordata; Actinopteri; Cyprinodontiformes; Nothobranchiidae. The record is from RefSeq and is a predicted model, not a curated record. Gene Ontology annotation, biological process: regulation of phosphorylation; innate immune response.
CGCAGCUCUCGUGGGGCCGGCGGAGCGGAGCGGAGAGGGACGUGUGAUUUUCUCUUUUCCUCUUUGUGCUCACUCAAGAGUUGAGGCCGGUCUCCAGCGCUCUGCUCCGUUGGGUUUUAUGUAAGCGGACACCGCUCUCCGUAAAUAGUCCGGUAAGCCGUUUAACCGUACCGCCUGGCCGUCGGUACCGUUUUGUUUCGUGGAAGCGCUCCAGUCCCUGUCCGUGUUCCUCGGAGCGACCUUGGACAAAAGCUCCGGUGCGGUUUCGUCGGGAAGGGGGAUUUUUAACUCACUCACAUCCAGUUUUCUAAUUUAUUCAUUUUUUAAAAGUUCGACACAAAAGGAGCCCCAGAGCCGCUCUCCGCUUCGUCUCCGGUACCCCGCGUUUACACUUCCACACCUCCGGUGGAGGAGCCCGAGCCGAGCGACAAUGGCAGCUGUGACGAGCCCGGAGACGAGCCCUCAACCCCGGGUAUAUUUCCAGACGCCGGCCGGCACCACGGAGGAACCGGAGAUGCCGGUUCGGAAGCAGGGACGCGUUACCGUCAAAUACGACCGCAAGGAGCUGAGGAAGAGACUGAACCUGGAGGAGUGGAUCAUCGACCAGCUAACGGACCUCUACGACUGCGAGGAGGAGGCCAUCCCUGAGCUGGAGAUAGAUGUGGAUGAACUUUUGGACAUGCCCAGCGACGUGGAGCGAGCAGCCAGAGUUAAGGACCUGCUGGUGGACUGUUUUAAACCCACUGAGGACUUCGUCUCAGAGCUGCUGGACAAGAUCCGAGGAAUGCAGAAGCUCUCCACACCACAGAAGAAAUGACGGCAUCUGUCUUUGUCCUCCAGCGUUUUUAAUUUAAUGUCUCUUUUCUUCUUGACGUGCUAAAACCUCGGCCUGCUCUGGUUUUGUUGGACCCUCCCGGAUCCAGACUCGCGUGCUGCUCGUAGUUUAGUUUUUCAUAACCCGGAGUGGUUUUAGACCAGCAUGUUGGUUUGGAUCCAGGCGCUCUCCUUCCCUCUCGUUUCUACUCCUGCAGUCAUUUGGCUCUCCUCCUCCUCCUCCUCCUCCUCCUCCUCCUGCUCCUCUUCCUCCCAUCUGUCUGAAGAGGAGCAGGAGAGGAGCCGAGACCCGUGAUUACUAACAAAAGAAACCCCACGGAGGCUGAGAGUGGGAGGAGCAGGAGAAAUACGAGCCAACAUCUCAAAAUCAUGCGAGUAAGCCGGAGAGCUGGGGAGGGGGAGGGGCCAAUGCUAAAGCCUCCACCAAUCAGAGUCCUUGUGAUUAUUUGAAAUAGUUUCAGCUUUUCCCAAAUCCCUACCUGUCAUCUAUAAAUCUUUUCCUGGUUUGGUCGGAGGCUCAGAGUUCACAGUUCCACUUUAGUGUUUUUAACUUUUAUAGCUGACUUGUGGGAGCUCGCAGCUCACUAGUCCCCCCGGUGGAACGGAGGCGUCGCUGCUGCGCCGUGUUCAAAGACCGUCGUUCUUUUGUACUCCUCUUGGAAAAAAGUCUGACGUGGGGGAAGAAAAUCCAGACCUCUGACCACAAAGGUUUGUGUUUAGUGCAGCCAAGAGGAAAAUGUGAUGCCCGGAGGAGGGAGGAGUCACUGGUUAGCUGUAGCGGUCGUGUGGCCAGACCAGAUUUAGACUGAAACUUAGAGCAGAUGUGGAUUUUUAGGUUUCCUCUGACGUGUCACAGGAGAUGACGGCUGACCAGCCUGCACAUACAGUCUGUAUGUCCGUGUUGCUAAAUGCUAUUAGUGUGUGUUGCUACAUAAAGUACAGCAGCAUCUGUCAUAGUACGGAGUGUUUUUGGGCCUGUGUAUUCUGCUGUUACGUAGGACAGACUAGUUGUUUUGGUAUGGGACUGGUUCCUGUUGUUUUGUACUGUCUCACACACACACACACACACACACACACACACACACACACACACACACACACAGAUGAUCCUAACGGGGAACCUAGAUUUAGAAAAAGCUGCCUUUUUUUAAACUCACAGCAUCCCAACUCCUCUUCUCACCCUCACUUUUCUAAUCUCUAAAUAAUCCGAUGACAUCAUUGUUUUUACCAGGGACGUAAUUUUCACUUUAGAAGUGGGGGUGGGGGGGGGGUCUUUACAGUAUGCUCCAAUGGGAAGCAGGCUUUUCUGCUUGGUCCUAGAGCUCACCCAGUGUCAGUUUAAUAUAGCGUAAUAUUGUUUUUGGAUGGUAAAAAGUGCAGGGGUCAAAACUUAACUUUGGAAAAAAGUGGGGGGACAUGUCCCCCCUGUCUCCCCCCAAAAUUACGUCCAUGGUUUUUACCAACGGAGCCGUGGCUUUCGUCAGCUGCUUUUCAGGUCUUUUUUCCUCUCGCACGUUCCCCCGCUGCCAAUCAUCUCGAAGAUUAAGCCAUCUGCGUCUGAUCACUGACCAAUCAGAUCAGAACUCGCUGACCGACAGGAGAAACGCUCGCAGUGAUUCCCGUGACCAGCUCUUAAACUCCUGCAGACCUUUUACUGUCUCGCCUUCCUCUCAGUGCACAUUUUCAUCUCUCCUCCAUCUGAAUCCACCCUUCUUCCCAUUGGUUACCUUUUAAACGGAUGUUGCCUUAGGUAUCAUUUAUGUUACACAAACCAAAAAGGAAACGGUCUUUUUAUUCUGUUUUUUUUAACUGAGCAGAAGUGACAGCGUGUGGGGAAUCUGAAACUGUCUGCCGCUCUUUGUUUUCACUUAUUUUUUAUAAUCAUUAGAAGUGUGUGUUUGAUACUUAGGCCUUGAUCGAGUGGUUCUGUUGAGACAAACGCUGACCAGUGGUCUGUUUUUGUUGUGAUCAUGAUGACACUUCUCAAUGCCAAGCCUUGGAUUGAUGUGUAGUUGAACAAAAAAAAAAACAUUCAGAUGCAUUCUGGUGCGAUUGCUUUUGCCUUUUUCUGUGGCGUUUCCAGACUGAGCUCUCUGCGAAUUCAUUUCAUUGGUCAGAUUGUACCAGCAGGUGAGUUAAGUCAGUAGUGGAUUCAUUAUUAUUAUUAUUUUUUCUAAACCAGGUUUGGAUGAUUCUACCUUCUUAGACUGUUAUUGACGAGUCCGUUUUUUACUGUUGGAGAACGUUGCAAAAAAAAAAGAACAAAAAAAACACUGAUUAUUAUAAUUGAGGCUAAAUACACGAGCUAAACAAUGCAGUUUGGAGUGAUGCUGGUACUGUUUUGUCUUUGAACACGAUUGGAUAAACAAACAAAUGUAGCAAUAUCUACAACAGGUUUUGGUUUUGCCCAAUUUUGUUACACUUUUAUGCAACUUUAAUAAAAACAUUUCAAAUGAA